Messenger RNA from Zingiber officinale, 969 nucleotides. RefSeq lists its product as uncharacterized. Bases 211 to 831 code for a protein of 206 amino acids. NCBI's taxonomy places the organism in Eukaryota, Viridiplantae, Streptophyta, Magnoliopsida, Zingiberales, Zingiberaceae. The record is from RefSeq and is a predicted model, not a curated record. The transcript is spliced from 6 exons.
UAUUAAACAAGAAUCAGGUAGACGAAGGGUAGGUGAGGUUUUGGUGUCCAACUCUCUCUUCUUCCAUCAUCAUACUUCUCCUUCUCCCUCUCCCUCUCCAAAUCCACAAUAUCGGGAUCUCCAAUCUCGGAGAUCCGCAGAGGUACAAUUUUCGCCAUCUCCUCGCUGUUCUUUGUAGCCAAGAUCGGAUUUUGGAGCGCAAACAGUUAGAUGGAUAAGGGAUCUAGGGAGACGAGGGCGAAUCAUGCUGGAGUAGCUCCGGCGGAGCCGGAUUUCCCCUUGCAAUGGGGGUGCCGCAAGCGCCUCCGCCGCAUCAAGGUCAGGGACAAAGGAUCCGCCGCAAAAUCUGGCGUCCGGAGGGGAAUCGCGUCUCGGAAUGUCCGCCGCAUCGCAGAUCAAGAGUUCCCCCCGCACCCGCCUCUUUAUCCCCUCAGGAGGUCGGAAUCGGCCGGGAGCGAGAACCAUAACUCCCGAUCCGUCUCGUCGUCGCCGGAUAAGGAUGACCGUUGCUACACGACCAGGGGAUCGGCGGCGUUGGUAUGCGAGGGCGAGAACGCCGACGAGAGAGCCUCGGCAGCCUCUCUACCUCGAUUCUUCGUUUCGCUGUCAAACAAGGAGAAGGAGGAGGACUUCAUGGCGAUGAAGGGGUGCAAGCUGCCGCAGCGACCCAAGAAGAGAUCCAAGCUCGUCCAAAAAUGCAUACUCUUGGUGAGUCCUGGAGCAUGGCUGUCAGAUCUCUCACAGGAGAGGUAUGUAGUCAGGGAGAAGAAGGGAUCAAGAAAGAGGAGAAGAGGAUUGAAGGCCAUGUCCAUGGAGAGUGACUCAGAAUGAAGUAAAAGGGAGAGAUGCCCGAGUUGGGAAGCUUUUAGAACAAGUGAAAUGAGUUCAGGCUUGUAUCAAUCAGACUUUGAACAAUGUUUGUGGAUAACUUUCUUGUUGAUGCAAAGGAUUGCACUCAAUCUAUAUCUA